UCUGCGUGAUGACGCAAGUAAACGCCACGGCGCUGCGAGGCACCGCCUCCGACGGGGGCUAGUUGUCCACGGGUCGGUUGUGACGGUGCUCACGCUGCGCUGUCGGAGGCCGCCGGUGGUACAGCCAUGGCUGUCGCCUCAUCGGCGGUCACGUUGCCGGCUGUCGUGGAGGAGCUCCUGAGCGAGAUGGCCGCGGCACUGCGGAACAGCGCGCGAAUUCCUGAUGAGCAUCUAUUAUCGCUGAAGUUUGUCUUUGGCUCAUCAGCCCUCCAGGCCUUGGACCUUGUUGACCGACAGUCCAUCACUUUAAUCUCAUCGCCCAGUGGAAGGCAUGUUUACCAGGUACUUGGAAGUUCUGGUAAAAUGUACACAUGCUUGGCUUCCUGCCACUACUGCUCCUGUCCUGCCUUUGCCUUCUCAGUGCUGCGGAAGAGUGACAGCCUGCUGGUGAGUGGGGAGGCCCUGCCCACAGUAUUCCAGGCAGGAGAGAAAUUGUUGGCUCCUACUUCAUUGUUUAGCAGUUGUACAAAAUGGGAACUUUACUACAUGUUGAAACAGAUAGUUGUUUAUUGUCCUUGACUUUAGUUAGUCAUCUCUUUUGGGUUUACCCUCCCAAAAUGCUGUCGUUUUUAGAAAUACAUGAACCCCAAUUUUUUAUUUCAAAGGUCAUAGACAAGCCCGGCCCAGUGUAGCUCACUUGGUUGGAGAGUCAUCCUCUAGACCAAGUGGUCAUGGUUUCAAUUCCUGGUCAGGGCACAUGACUGGGUUGUGGGUUCAGUCCCUGG
Messenger RNA from Phyllostomus discolor (pale spear-nosed bat), 785 nucleotides. It is a transcript of the gene ZSWIM7, whose product is annotated as zinc finger SWIM-type containing 7. The transcript has 4 exons. The record is from RefSeq and is a predicted model, not a curated record. The coding region runs from base 127 to 579 and encodes 150 amino acids. Lineage: Eukaryota; Metazoa; Chordata; Mammalia; Chiroptera; Phyllostomidae. Gene Ontology annotation, biological process: double-strand break repair via homologous recombination. Gene Ontology annotation, cellular component: Shu complex. Gene Ontology annotation, molecular function: zinc ion binding.